Messenger RNA from Helobdella robusta, 3002 nucleotides. RefSeq lists its product as hypothetical. Gene Ontology annotation, molecular function: oxidoreductase activity, acting on paired donors, with incorporation or reduction of molecular oxygen; heme binding; monooxygenase activity. NCBI's taxonomy places the organism in Eukaryota, Metazoa, Annelida, Clitellata, Rhynchobdellida, Glossiphoniidae. The transcript is spliced from 12 exons. The record is from RefSeq and is a predicted model, not a curated record. The coding region runs from base 687 to 2243 and encodes 518 amino acids.
AAGCUAUGAUUAAAUUGAUCAUUAUAAAAAAAAUCGAUUUAAAUUGAGGAGGUGUAACGACCCGGUAGUUAAAAAAAGAGUGGUUGAAAGUCCAAGGACAAACCAACCAAACGAGUUACUCAGAAUUUAAAAUGAUAAUUAAAAAAGUUUAUCACUAACUGAGACAUAAUGAAAUCUACUCAUAAAAUGGUUCUAGACGUUUUUAUAAAAGUUAGAUACAAUUAGAUUAGGGCGAUUAGGCAAAUUGAAUUAGUAGCUUUAGCUAGCACAGGAUGCUAGCGUUGUUGCUAGUAUGUCUGUUCAGAUCAUGUGCUGUAAUGUGUGUUUGUUCUGUUUUGUAUGAGUUUAUUUUCUAUUGGAAUCUAAAUUGUUGAAACUAAAGAACUACAGAGUAAAUUUAGACCAUCACAAUAGUUCAUUACUUCAGGCAUGUGACUUAUAAACCUGAAUAUUGCAAGUUUAAAAACAUCAUAGAAUAAGUUAUUGUAAAUGUUUAAAGUAAACUUGCUAUCAAAAUAAUGAUUUUUUAACAUUUAAAAGUUUAAAAAGACAAAUUAAUUAUGUAAUUAAUUACGUAAUUAAUAAUAAACAUAUUAAGUCUUAAUUUAUUUUAGAGGUAGAUUGAUGGAUAUUGCCCUCAAACUUUGAAAAAGCAGAAAUCACGAUCCAUCUCCAAACUUCCAAAAAUGACGUCACUUGUGUCUGCUCUAUUCCCUAACAUUGCCAGCACAGAGAGACUUAUUCAGAUUUUAACAACGAUACCAUGGCUAGAUGGCGCCUUAUACGUCACUAUAUUCCUUAUAACAUGGGUGGUAUAUCAGCUUGCCAUACUUCCAUUCCUAUCACCACUUAGAAAGGUCCCAGGCUUGCCUUACAAUCCCAUAGUUGGGAAUAUGAUGUACAUGUUUUCAGGAGAAGGAAUGGAGUCCCAUAUAAAAAUGGUAAAUCAGUAUGGCCCUUACGUCAGGUACUAUUUUUUAUAUGGCAAGGAGAGGCUAUUAAUAGCUGACCCAGAGGGCAUGCGACAUGUGAUGGUCACUAAUUCGAAGAAUUACGAAAGACCAAAGAAUAAAUUGAAGUACAUGAUAAUGUUACUGAUGAAUGGAUUAGUGACAAGCGGGGGCGCCAGACACGCCGUGCACAAAAAGCUAAUGUUCCCAGCGUUCAAUAACAAAUCCAUAAAUGGAAUGUUUGCGAAGUUUCACAGGCAAACUGGCCGGCUGGUCAACUAUUGGAAGAAACUUUCUGCCGGUGACUUCAUUGUACACGUCCAUAAUGAUCUCACUAGAAUUACGCUAGAUGUCAUAGGAGAGACAGCAUUUGGCUUCAAUUUUGACAGUUUGGAACAUCCGGAUUUCGAACUUGGAAAAGUUUUUCACGAACUUGUCACAGGAAUUCCGCUUUCUUUCAAACUGUUGAUUCCAUUCUAUGCCGACUUACCGUCACCCACAAACAAGAGAUUCAAGAAAAAUGUAGAAUUCGUCAGAAAUUUUGUUCAAAAUAUCAUUGAUAGCAAAAAAAUCAUGCUAGAAUCAGGAUCAGAUAGAGAGAACGUAACAAAUGAUGUUCUUGGGAUGAUGAUGGUGGCGAGGGAUGAAGAAACAGGCGAGGGUAUGUCGGAUGGGGAGUUGACAGAUCAUGUGGUCACGUUAAUGAUGGCCGGGCAUGAGACUACAGCAGUAGCCAUAGCCUGGUGUUUGCUAAUGCUGGCUAAGAAUGAAAACGUCCAAGAAAAAUUGAGAAACGAGGUAGAAACCUUUCAUCUGAGGCCAGAUGAAAUUCAUUCAAUCGAAGUUCUUGAUAGUUUGGAGUAUUGUGACUGUGUUGUUAAAGAAACGUUAAGGUUAUAUCCUCCCAUACCAUUUACGUUGAGAAAAUCUCUAAAAGCUGACGUGAUAGCGGGCUACAAAAUUCCAGCCGGUACCUUGAUGAUGCUUAGCAUGGGAGCCAUGAUGAGGCGGGCUGAUUUAUACGAAGAUCCGGAAAAAUUCAUCCCAGAAAGAUUUUUCGGAAUAUCCGGACCAGAAAGAAGCUUAAACUCUUUCCUGCCAUUCAUAACCGGCCCUCGGAUGUGCCUGGGCUACAAGUUCGCCCUCGUAGAAAUUAAGUUGACGAUAAUGGCGCUAAUUUCAAAUUUUAAAUUUGAAACUCUACCGGAAGAAAAAGACUACAAAAGAAAAGCCGGCCUAACAAUGAGGCCAGAUCCAACUCUGCGAUUAAAAUUAAUCCAAAUAAUAAAAUAAUUUAUGUAAAUAGGAUUAUUUUUUAUUAUUUAUAAUAAAUUGCCUGACAUUUUAGCCUUCAAAUAUAUUAUAAAGUUUGGUGAUAUUGAUGGAAUGUUUAACCAAAUGUAUUUAAAAACACACGCACACUUAAACACACUUACACACGCUCACAUUAACAUACACAAGCACACACAUGUAUGUAUACGUACGUGUGUGUUUGUGUGUGUAUAUGUGUGUGUGUGUGUGCGACUAUACAAGAUCAUAAUUGAAAAUGUUGAAAUCAAAUAAAUCAAACUACAUUGUGCGGAAUAGAUAAAAUUUAAGACUGAAAUAAAUAAGUGAAACAUACACAAAGACCCAAACGAACACACACGCACACACACACCCAUUAUAUAUAUAUAUUUAUAUAUAUUCAACAAUUUUAUACAAUAUUUAAAAUCAACAUUUUAAAAAAAUCAUCACACCUAAAAUACCUAUAAAGUUUUUAUAGCUAACACCGCAUUGAAGAAGAUGCUUGUAAGUAAAAGAGGUAGACAGACAGACAGACAGACAGAUAGAUAGAUAAAGAGAGAGAGAAAAGAGAGAGAGAGAGAGAUAAAAACUUAAAUAUAUAAUUAUGAACCUGCGAUCAUCGAAUCGAAAUCAUCGUUACUCUAAUCGCUUUGGUUAUUUUUUCAUCAUCAACACCCAGCAAAGAGAGAGAGAGAAAGAGAGUGAGAGAGAGAGUACGAAAGAAAGAGUGAAUGAAAGAACGAAAAAAGAAUGUAAGCAAAGUGG